AUGGAGCACAAGCCGACGUUCAUGGAGAACAUCCUGCGUACCAAACCGCUACACGUGAUCAAAGCCGAGGAGGCAGCCGAGGAAUUGCCUCGCCAAAUGAGCCUGUUCGAUCUCCUGUGCAUCGGUAUUUCCGCCAGUGUGGGCAGCGGUAUCUUCUCAACGACUGGCGAGAUCAUCAGUAGCACUGCGGGUCCUGCUGCUUUUGUGAGCUGGAUCGUCGCUGGCAUCGUGUGCAGUAUCAACGCUCUGGCUUACAUGGAGAUGGUGACUCAAGUGCCGUCGUCGGGAAGUACGUACGCUUACUCGUUCUACGCCCUUGGCGAGCUACCGGCUGUAGUCGCGGCUUGGCUGGUCUCACUUGAGUACGGAGUCUCGGGAGCUGGUGUGGCUCGUAGUUGGGCCACCAAGGUACAGGAAUGGCUGGAAGAGGAGCACCCGACACACUCUUACCAAUGGAUGAACGAGGACUACACGAACUUGCUGGGCGCCGUGUUGAUGGCGCUGUGCGUCAUGGUACUUUUAAUGGGCAUUCGCUUCAGCAAGUGGUUCAUCAACGUCUUCACAACGAUCAAAGUUCUUGUCGUCCUCUUCAUCAUCGUCGCUGGAUUCGCCUAUACUGACGCCGACAACCUGUCGCCAUUCGUGCCCGAACGUCAAAGUGUCGACGGCGCCAUGGCUUUCGGUGCUCAGGGAAUCAUCACUGGCGCUUCAUCGGCUUUCUUCGGAUACGUAGGUUUCGACGAAGUGUGCUGCCUUGCAGCGGAGGCCAAGAACCCAAAGAAGACGAUGCCGCUAGCUGUCAUCGGUACCGUCUUCGGGAUUAUGUUCCUGUCGUCGUUCGCUUCGCUUGCCUUGUCCGGUCUAGUCCCGUAUGAGAAAGCUACGAGUUUUGGCGCAGGUUUCGACUACGCAGGCCAGAACUGGGCGGCUCAGAUCGUCCGCGCCGGUGAGACGUGCACUAUGCCUCUGGUGGUGCUGGUGAGCUUCCUAGUCCAACCGCGUUUGAACUACGCUCUGUCCUGCGACGGCCUGAUGCCUCAAAUCUUCGCUAAGGUGGACGAAAACGGCAACCUGUUCCAGAACACACUCAUCACCGGCGUCGUGUUCACUAUUGUCGCCUUCCUCGUGCCCUUCAACACUCUUUGGGACGUCGUGAGCUUUGGAAUUCUUCUGUCUUUCAACAUGACCAACUCGUCGUUACUCAUGAGCCGUAUGCGUCGACAAUCGCCUUUUCUGGCGCCCAAGCUCAUUGGUCUGAUGGUGGGUUCAGCAUGGCUAGCAGCUUUCUUCUAUCAGAUCGGCUACUCGAACGAAGGUCACGUGUGGUGUCUCGUCUUGGGAAUCAUCUUCCUCGUCGUCACGAUCAUCGCGUGCUUCGCCAUGUACUUCAAACGUCCCCAGGAUCACCCAGGCGCCGACAGCUUCGCCUCUCCAUUCGUGCCUUUCAUCCCCACCAUUUCGGUACUGGCCAACUUCUAUCUGGCUGCCCAGAUCAAUUACACGGGCAUUUACGCCAGUGUCGCGUGGUUGGCAGCUAGUGUGGUCUUCUACUUCAGCUACGGCUACAAACGCUCGGCGGGCCGCAGUGGCUGGAGCUCGCUGCUGAACUUACCACGCGACUCCACGCUGCGCUCGCCCAUGCUCUCGACUGCUGCCGACAAGAAGCAGCUCCAGGAGUAG
Messenger RNA from Phytophthora infestans T30-4, 1680 nucleotides. Its product is annotated as Amino Acid-Polyamine-Organocation (APC) Family. Gene Ontology annotation, cellular component: membrane. Gene Ontology annotation, molecular function: amino acid transmembrane transporter activity. Bases 1 to 1680 code for a protein of 559 amino acids. The transcript has a single exon. The record is from RefSeq and is a predicted model, not a curated record. NCBI's taxonomy places the organism in Eukaryota, Oomycota, Peronosporomycetes, Peronosporales, Peronosporaceae. Gene Ontology annotation, biological process: amino acid transport; transmembrane transport.